GGGGGGGUUGCGCUGGUGGUUGCGCUGGUGAUCCGGCAGGUAUAUAUCUACCAUCACCACUCUACUCCUUCGGGAAGUUUUUGUUCUUGCUUCCUCAUCCCAUCCAAGAUCAGCUUACAGUGUCUCUCACUCAGUCUUUCUCUAAUUUCCAACUCAGUCAUUCUUUGAUUGCUUCGAGCUCUUCAGCUUAAUUAUACGCCUACCUAAUAAUAUCGGAUUCCCCCCGAACACACAUACCAGACCGCCACAAUGCGUUUCUCCAGCUUCGCCCUCGCUGCUUUCUCCUUAGGCUCUGCCUUUGCCGCCCCUGCUGUCCAGCAAACCGAGCCCCGUGCUCUUGAGAUCCUUGCCUCUGUCUCCACCACUAUCGAGAACACCAAGGCCGUUGUCGAUGUCGAACUAAAGUCUCUCCUCAACCUGGCUCUUAAUGUCACCGUCACAACCAACCUGGUUCCCCAGCUUGAGCAAACGAUCCUAGCCAUCGUCGGCGAUGUCAACCAGAUCGUCAGCGUUGUUGGGCCUCUAGUCAACCAAGGCACCCUUAACCUCGUCGAGGCUGAACUCCAAGGUCUCCCGGUCCUCCUACAGAACGUUCUCGGCCUUACCACCAACAUCCAGUCCACCGUCCAACAAGUUAUCAGCCACCUGGGUCAAGAUCAGUUGCAAGCCGUCCAGCCCGAGCUCCAGCUCCUGCUCUCCAGCGUCGAGCCCGCCGUCAAGCCCCUCAUCAGCUUUGCCCUUGGCGCUGUUGCCAACAUCACCGGCGACCUCAACAUCCAGGUGAACAACGUCGUUGGUCUUCUGCAAAAUGUCCUCAAGGGACUUCUUCCCACCGUUCUCGGUGUUGUUGGUGGCAUUCUAUAAAUGCGUGACGCAUGAGAUUCAGAUUCUGUAUGGUGAUUGAAUAAUACCUUCGCAUUGGAGGAGUUUGAGGAAAGCGUUUGAGGACAAAGACACUGCAUGCUCAUGACUGGAUGCUUGGAUACCUGAUAGCAUUGUAAAUAAAUUGGGCGCAAGCCGAACCUGUUGAAUUGAUCCUUUCGGCUGUCAAAGUGAGCGUUGUUUAGUAGUUGGCCUGUACAUAGUAACUUGGGCCUUAGGAAGUUCACGAGGCCACUGCAGCUCGGCUCCUCGCAUCGAAGGCGUUCUGUAUGCAUCAAUGCUGGUGCCUGCUAUUGGACAGCAGUACAAAUAGAAGACGUAACUAAUGCAUAACGUUCCUUUUUUUCAGUCGGUACCAUGCAUUGGCUCGUUGGAACUGCUCAGUACCAGGCAAUACUACCGAUAUGACACGAUCGAUCCUUUGCGUUGUCUAGGUCUGGUCAGCAAUUAGUCUCGGGCGGAUGAUACUUGAUUUCGGAAUCGGGAUGUAUGAAAAACAUCCGCCCCGUAUAUGGAGGUUAGUCACCCGCCUCAGAGCUGCAGAUUGACUAAUACACAGGCGUAAUACUAACAUAA
Molecule: messenger RNA, 1458 nt
Organism: Hypoxylon fragiforme
Lineage: Eukaryota; Fungi; Ascomycota; Sordariomycetes; Xylariales; Hypoxylaceae
Exons: 3
Coding region: 250-864 (204 amino acids)
Source: RefSeq, a predicted model, not a curated record